Messenger RNA from Ipomoea triloba (trilobed morning glory), 1892 nucleotides. Its product is annotated as adenylate-forming reductase 03009-like. Bases 48 to 1715 code for a protein of 555 amino acids. The record is from RefSeq and is a predicted model, not a curated record. Lineage: Eukaryota; Viridiplantae; Streptophyta; Magnoliopsida; Solanales; Convolvulaceae. The transcript has a single exon.
UUAGCAAUUUUGCUCAUUGCUCACAUUUCUGAAUUGGGUUUGAAGCAAUGGAAAACCAUGAGGGAAAACUUGGGAGGUUUUCUAGCUGCAGAGGUGUAGCUUUCGAGAUUAAACCUCAUGCAGACCCCUUUGCCAUCCCUACGGCCGCCAUGGACAGCGGCCGGAGCAGCAAACGCUCUUGGUUUCCAUGGGGAAGCCUUUCCAAGAGAAUAGUCCCUAAUUAUGGAGAUCUGAUGCAGAGAUCCACGAGCCACGCUAGCAGCCAUUUCUGCGACCUUGAGCUUGAAGACGACGACGACGAUGACGCCGCCACUUUGCCCGACAUUGAAGAAGGCCGUGAGUACGAGAAAGCGGACCCCGUUCCCCUCCCGCUUGCACUCCCUCCGGCGAAAAGUAAACGAGAAAAGCCAAAACCGCCGCCGUCGUCGAGAUUAUCGGUGAUACUUCUUGAUCAAGGCUUGUUCACUGUUUAUAAACGUCUCUUUGUAGUCUCCUUGGCGGUGAACAUCACGCUCUUGAUUUUCGCCGCCACCGGAAACUUCGGGUACGCGCGGCAAAGACCCGCGUUGUUCUCAAUCGGGAACAUCCUAGCAUUAACGUUGUGCAGAAGCGAAGCGGUCCUACGUGUCGUUUUCUGGCUCGCUGUGAACUGCUUGGGAUGGUCGUGGGUCCCUCUCCGCCUCAAAACGAUGACCACCUCACUCCUACAAUCCCUCGGCGGAAUUCACAGCAGUUGCGGCAUUUCCGCCGUGGCCUGGCUUAUUUACGCGUUAGUCCUUACGCUGAAAGACAGAGAAAACACUUCCCCGGAAAUUAUCGCCGUCGCCUCCGCCAUUCUCUCCUUACUCGUCCUGUCUUGCAUGGCGGCGUUCCCCCUAGUCCGCCACCUCCACCACAAUAUUUUCGAGAGGACCCACCGCUUCACCGGAUGGUCGGCGUUAGGUCUUCUCUGGGCUUUCAUCAUCUUAACAAUCUCGUAUGAUCCUACGACAGAAUCAUACAGUAACGAUAUCGGUUCCAGGCUGGUCAAACAACAAGAAUUCUGGCUCACACUGGCCAUAACAAUCUUAAUUAUCCUUCCAUGGAUAACAGUGAGACGCGUCCCCGUUAGGAUAUCCUCCCCUUCCGGUCAUGCAUCGAUCAUAAAGUUCGCCGGAGGGAUCAAAGCGGGAAUUCUAGGAAGAAUCAGCCCGUCGCCGUUCUCCGAAUGGCACGCAUUCGGCAUAAUUUCCAACGGGAAAGACGAGCACAUGAUGUUAGCCGGCGCCGUCGGGGAUUUCACGAAAUCCCUAGUCGCAAACCCUCCAUCCCACCUUUGGGUCCGGCAGGUGCACUUCGCCGGACUUCCUUACCUAACAAACAUGUACAACAGAAUUCUGUUAGUGGCGACCGGUUCCGGAAUUUGCGUGUUCUUGUCGUUCCUAUUACAGCCCUGCUCCGCCGAGGUCUGCUUGCUCUGGGUGACUAAGGGAGUCGAGCAGAAUUUCGGGGAAGAGAUCAAAAGAAUGCUGAGUGGGCACCCAAAGGAGAAGGUGAUCAUUCACGACACCGCGGUGCUGGGGCGGCCGAAUGUGUCUCAGAUGAGCGUCGAUACGGCCAAAAGAUGGGGAGCGGAGGUGGUGAUAGUCACCAGCAACCCCGAAGGGAGUAGGGAUGUGGUGGAUGCCUGUAAGGCCUCGGGCAUUGCUGCAUUUGGUCCUAUUUGGGAUUCUUAAUUCCUGAAAAUUUCGGGAUAACAAUUAAUUUGUUAUAUAUAUAUAUAAUAUGCUUGCAAGCAGUUCUACAUAAUUGUACUUGUAAUUUAUUUGGUUUAAUUUUUUUCUUGUUCCUGUGUGCAAUAAGGAAUGUAUGCUUACUUUCAUGGAAUUGGAUUUCCUGAUUUAACUUCCUAA